AUGGCUUCUAAUUUGGCAGCCCAGUUGUCGGCAAUUGCGGCGACUUCAACGAAUACACUCAAUACCCAAAAGCUUAAGUCGAUUCAUUCCGUUUCCCUGCUUUUCCCGCCAUCUGUCGCUGCUGCGCAAGACACAGAUACCAUUUUCUCCAUUGCAAUCGAAGGGUUCCGAGAAUUAUGUCAACUGGAUAGGAGAUUUAUGCUCUAUGAGAAGGGUCUGUUUAGCGAGCAUUCAAAGAAUGUUGAUAGAUUUGUUUUGUCGCAAACAUCAGCGGAAUCUCUUAGCAGGAGCAUCGAUGGUUUCCUACAGUUACUUUGUGGGCGAAUGCUAUUGCAACCCGCACUGAGGGCUCUGGAGUGGCUGGUUAGGCAGUUUAGAGUACAAGACCAGAAUACUGUAUCGCUAAUCUUGUGCUUCUUGCCGUACCAUGACCACCCAAAUUUAUUCAAGACUAUGCUCUCUAUUCUCCGUCAGAAGGAUCUCCCUAGAGAAUUUAUUUUCCUUACACCCUAUCUCAAGAGGCCGUCGCCGGUGCCAAAGCAUGUUAUCACCCACGCACUUUCCCACCAUAGGGACUUGUUCACACUCCUAUGCGACCACACGACCAACGCGGUCUCUACAAAACGGGAUAGCCACCAAUUGGUGUCGUUUUUCUCAGUGGCGAUUACAGCGUCGGUUUCGUUGAUGUGCGAUUCACUUUCAUCCAACAAAUCCGGCAGGGCGAAGAAUGUGCCAACUGCAGAGAAUAUUCUCACUUGUACACUCCCCCUUCUAGAUCAGGCAUUUUCGGCCAGAUCUUCCCCCGAGCUAGAGACAGGUUGCCACAUGCUCACUAUCGUUCUUGUUACGAAAUUGAGUUUGACGGACACUGUCCUGACGGCGAUCAUAAAGUCAAUUGUAAAUCAUUGGACUGUUGGAUCGUAUAAGACCGGGUUGACCUGUAUGGCUUAUAUAGCACAAUCGCGGUUUAGGGAUGACGUAGAGUUACCGGAUGAGGUUAUUAGUGCCCUGCUGAAACUCGAUAAGCCAGAGCUUGGGAAUAGGGGAUUGGAUGAGGCGCUCCUAUCCAUGCAAGUGAGGUACAGAGUGGAUAGGCUAGUGGUUGCGCUCUGUUUGGGUGUCCUUAAAAAAUUAGGAGAAAUGUACAACGCUAAGGGACUUAGGAUCAUUAUAUCGCUCUUGGAGCGAGCAAAGAUGGAAUCACACCAGCGGUUAUUAGUGACCAAGAAGCUUGUCGAGGUUGCUCAGAAAGUGGGCAGCGCAGCGAUGAGUGGAGGAAAUACCGAUGAGAUCAGAGAAUUACUAGCUGAGACUUUGGUGAAUUGGGCUGGUCCGGCACAUGAAGGAAAGAUUGGAAAGAGUCUCACCCAAGCUAUGGCUGAUGUGAUUGAUGUCGAUGAUCUCGAAAUGCGAUUGCAAACUGUGAUUCGUCCGCUUCCUGCUGCUGCUGUCCCGGGACCGGCAAAGAAGGCGAUCAAAGAAACAUCUGUCCAGGCUCAAACACUUGAAGAUAUUCUUCUUACUAUACCGAACAGUACCGGUGAGAAAUCAAUCCUAGCACCCGAGGCCAAGAUGCUCCUUCAGGACCUCCUUCGUUUCUUCGCCACGGCAGUCUUAUCCGGGAGGCAAGAGGAAUUCAUCAAACUACGAUUAUUCAAGGGAUUGCCGCCCGAUAACCCCCUCCAGAUCUCGUUUCUAAUUGAAUGCUGGGCUUCUUACAAGUAUCCCGUAUCUAUGCGGUCCUCCGCAUUGGCGGUAUGUGCAAAGAUCAUACAGAAACAGGCUUCUAAGACUGUAAGCAUCGACUACCAAGCGGUCCUUCCGCACAUCUUGAUUGCACUUGCGGAUCCAAACCGAAGGGUUCGCAGCCAUGCUGUUGACUUAACUAAGGUGCUUCUCGAGUAUUACAAAGGAUUGCAGCAACCCGUGUUGGGAGAUAGGUCGUCAAAGAAAAAGAGGAAGCGUUCCUCUCGAGCCGUGCCGUACUGGGGUCUUGGCGCUAUCUAUGGCGAGGGGAGGGACAGCGAUGAAGUAAGAUGGCUAGAGUUGGAUCAAGUCAUCAAGUUGAUGGAGCACAUUACCGCUAAUGAUCUUUUUGGGUGCAUUGAAGACCCAGAAUAUAUUGGAAAUGUGUUGGCAAUAGCUGUGGGCACUGGUGAAGGCAUUGGUUCUAGCCUCAAGGGCUCGCUCAAGAGAAGCAUUUUUGUGUUUCUCAGCAGCCAUGCGGUCAACGCUCCGAAGCUGGAGAUUCGGUACCGGCUCCUUUCACAAAUUAACAAAAUUAACCUUGCUGGGGAUAUCCGAACCCGAAACUUGCUUCCUGCACUAACCGACUGGCUGUCUGUUGAGGACUACAACGAGCGGGUCAAGCAAUGUCAGACAGAACGCUUAGAUAUGGUGGCUAUUGAGAAACAAAUGGUUCAAGUGGUGAACGCCGACGAACCCAGGAUCCUAAUCGAUAUCCUGACGAAGGAUGUCAGUUGCUCUCUCCUUGAGGCUGCAGCCGAUCGCAUCGGGGACAUAUGGAGUGCGAUUGAAUUGGAUGUCCAAAUCGAGAUUGCUACGGGGUUGCUUGAGAUCGAGCUGGAUGUGGCACAGGAUUUAUCAGGCGUCGAUGUUCUGGAAAGGUUGAGGAUUCCUACGGCAGCCUUUCAAAAAUUCUUCGACAAAGCCCGGACCCAACUCCAGGUGUUUUCAUCCCACAUCUCCGUUGAGCCCGGUAAGAAGAGAAGAAGAGGGUCCGACGGAACGAGCAACGAGGCAAAGACUGAAGAGCAGGAAGCCGCACGUAGAAGGGCUACAGUUGUGACAGAUCUCUUGUAUGCACAGGGUGCUGAGAGGCAUGGCAGUCUCUUAAAGUCUCUCUUCGGUAUUCUGGCGGAUCUGGCGGGUUCUCACUUUUCGGGGAUGGCAUAUUUGAAUCAGGUUUUGCUUGACUGCAUGAGCUCUAUUGUGACAAAUAUUCAGCGUUCCGGUGAUUCUGACAUCGACGAUAGCGUGAGACCAGAUGUCCUUGUUGAAUGUAUCCGCGCAGCAGCGGCCCCCCAAGUUCAGAAUAGAGCGAUCCUCCUGUUAGCAAACCUGGCAGAUGUGGUUCCAGAGCGGGUACAGCACAGCGUCAUGCCAAUCUUUACCUUUAUGGGGGCGAAUACCCUCCGAAGAGAUGACGAGUACUCGGCAUUUGUUAUCGAGCAAACCAUAAAACGAAUCAUACCACCACUAGUACAGUCUCUUCAAUCACAAGAAGGCAACAAAGUCGUUGGGAUAGCGGAGUUGGUAAAAACCUUUGCGGCAAGCUACUCCCAUAUUCCCUCACACCGCAGAGUGCGCCUGUUUGUUGCAUUGACAAAAACAUUGGGUGCGGAGGAGUUUCUCUUUGCUGUUAUCGCAAAGCUAGGUGAAAAGUACCUAUCUACUAAUGCUGAGCAUCCGACUGGGGAGGAAGCCGUUGUUACUUCUGCAUGCAAGAUGAUUGUGGAGAGCUUUGACAUUGAUGUUCAGCUUGAGACUGUCAAUCGUUACUUGGAUCUAGUUACGGAGGUUCUUAGGUAUAGGAAGCAUGGGUUGCCGAAACACCUAUUCGAAAUCGACAAGAGUGAUAAAUUCCAACUUGCAGAGAGAUUGCUUAACUUACUCUUCAUUGUUAUCGGAAACAAGAAGCUCCAGGAUUACAUUGCCAAGGUGGAUGACAGCGAUGACAUGCGCAGAAAGAAGUUCUCCGAGGCGUUAGAGAGGGUCCUUGGCCUGUUAGAGUGGGGUUCUGGAAGCUAUGUGUACGAGCCUGCCUCCCGUGUUCUUAGCUGUCUGCUUUACGGCCUACACAUUCCCCGAUUUAUCUCCAUCGUUGAACAUCUUAUCUUCAACCCCGAAUCCGAUUUCCGCGGCGAUGCUUUGAAGAUGUUCAGAGAUCGCCUUACGAAUAUGCACAGAAUCGAUAGCGCCUCUACGAAGGCUAUUGUUAGCUUCGUGCCUAAAAUAAGUACUCUGAUUUCUGCUCACGAUCCUGACAAACUGAGCACAGAGGCUAUCGUAUGCAUCACUAGUAUCAUCAAACAUUGCCGAUCCGAAAUGCCCACCGUCGUCGCAAACAUUGCCGAUGCGGUUGUUGGUCACGGAGGACUGCACAGCUCUGAUGACUCAACACAGGCUGUAUCCUUGGUGUGCCUCACCAACCUAGCAGCCAAGUUCAAGGUGCACCUUAUCCCAAUUCUACCAAAGGCGGUCCCCCGUAGUUUGGAACUUUUGGAGAAGGGUUUUCGCAGUCAGCACGAGGUCUUUCAUAACUAUGCAAUUGCGUUCUUGGAGGAGUUGGUCAAGAACCUUCCUGGCUUUAUGACGAGCUGGCUGGAGAAGAUCAUGAAGUUGAUGUAUUUUUCUGCAGCUGACAUAGAGGAGGAGGACGAAGUGGGUGUAAGAGUUGGUUUUUUGAAGACUAUUGGUCAAAAAAUGCAAUUAGAUUCUAUACUUCGUGUUUAUACUGCGACGUGGGAUCAGGCUAUUGAGGGGGGUGAUGUGAGCUCAUCUAAAGGGGAUGAGAAGCGCUCAAAGGCUACGAAGAGGCUAUUCCGGACAACAGAUAGCUUGAAGCCUCUUCUCGACCUAAUGCUACUGCUCCUCGAUCUUCGUAGAAGAUUCCUCGAUCUUAGUGAGACCGUGGAUAUCGAAGAAGAGAGAAUCCAAGAGCUAGAGGACCAGGCCCUCAAAGUCAUCCUCAAGUUCGUAUACCGACUCAACCACGGAAACUUCAAACCCAUGUUCCUCCGAAUUAUCGAGUGGGCUGUAGAGGACCUCAGCAAGGGCUCGGAAACUAGCAUCAACCGAUGCAUUGCACUUUGGAACUUCUUAUACCUACUCGGUAGCGAUUUAGAGUCAAUCUUCACCAGCUACUUCGGUCUCGCCCUUGAUAACGCCGUCGAUAUCCUCACCAAUGACACCAUCUUCGCCACUCACCCUCUCCUCUGGAAAUCCACUCUGAAAGCCCUGCGUGUGGCCUUCAAAUCAGACGACCACGACUUCUGGCAAUCGCCCACAACCUUUGGCAAGAUCGCUCCUGUUCUCACCGCCCAACUAGCCCGUGCCGCCACCUCCGCCCCCGCUGUACACGAAUACGUAUACCCCGCCCUGACAGAACUAGUCGGUGCGAUACAGGGCUCUGAAGAGCACGCGAGGGCGAUCAACGGAAAGGUGCUGGAGCAGAUGAAAGCCGAGGAUGCAAUGGUCAGGAUUGCGGCUGCUGAAGCAUUGAGGGAUAUUUACGCACAGGCUGGGGAGGAGUGGUUGAGCUUUUUGCCAGAGAGUAUGCCGAUAAUUGCAGAGCUUAUGGAGGAUGAGGAUGAGGGUGUUGAGACCGCGGCGCAUUUGCUGGUUGUGGGGAUUGAGCAACAUCUGGGUGAGGGGGAAUUGCAAGCUAUGUUUACUUGAUAGAUAGGGGGAGGGGGUUGACAAAAGUUGUUUGUACCUUUUUUCCCCCUCAGAAUCGGUGAGUGAGGGCGUGUUAUUAGCGGUGUUAAUUGUUUAUGCUAUUUUCUUACGGGUGAAUGGAUGGAGUUAUCAUCGGUAGUGUCGUAUUCAUGCCUUGUAUCGCUUAGAUAUGCUUAGCAAUGCUCUCUGAUACUUUAGAGUAUAUCAAAUUUAUGUUACUCUAUCGAUUGGACCAA
Tuber melanosporum (Perigord truffle) is the source of this 5657-nucleotide messenger RNA. RefSeq lists its product as uncharacterized. Gene Ontology annotation, molecular function: snoRNA binding. Gene Ontology annotation, biological process: positive regulation of transcription by RNA polymerase I; maturation of SSU-rRNA from tricistronic rRNA transcript (SSU-rRNA, 5.8S rRNA, LSU-rRNA). The record is from RefSeq and is a predicted model, not a curated record. Bases 1 to 5421 code for a protein of 1806 amino acids. The transcript has 5 exons. NCBI's taxonomy places the organism in Eukaryota, Fungi, Ascomycota, Pezizomycetes, Pezizales, Tuberaceae. Gene Ontology annotation, cellular component: 90S preribosome; small-subunit processome; t-UTP complex.